AUGCUGCGAAAGCAAGCGCUGAUCAACCUGGCAUUCUCAGUCCCCAAGAAUCGCAAGCCCAAAUUCGACCUCAUCCUGCGCAUCAUCGACUUGACCAACAUCCCCUUGAUCUAUGGCACCGCUUGUGUGAGAUGGCACCUCUCCUCUUCCAACGCCGCGGAGCACCGCGGGCGAACCGAUAAGGCCCCGAUUGAAGAACACAAGGCAACAUGGGAUUAUUGGAAGGAAAUACCGGUGCGUCUGACCAUCGACAAGACGGGCAUGCUCCAGGAGUGCGACAUCCACUUUGAAGUUCUCCAAGAAUUCCAUGAAGGCGGAAGAGGUGGUCGCGUACAUCUGGGCAAUGUGAAACUCAACCUGGCCGAAUACACUCGACUACCGGAUCUACCGCCCGCAGACCGCGAUCCGCAAGAUGAAGCCGAUGAUGGAAGCAUCACGAGAAGAUAUCUCCUACAGGACAGCAAGGUCAACAGCACGCUGAAAAUUGGGAUCCGAAUGAGGCAGACUGAGGGCGACUCUAAUUUCAUUGCACCUCCACUGAGGUCAGCGAUGGUGGUCGGUGGCAUCGCGGGGGUCUUGACCACAGAGGCCGGCGAAGGAGACGACAUCCCUAGCAUCACCAGCAAGACGAGAGAAUUGUCAGAAGCCCAGGAUAUUUAUCGACGAACGCUGGCAGCGACGUGGGCAUGUCAAUCUGGGGAACUACCCCCGGAUAAAUUGGUUGAGAACCUGUUUGCGGGAGGAGACGGCGGAGUACGACCACAGUCGUCCAGUAGCAAGGCUAGCAAUCAACAACAGCAACAACGGGAGCAGCAGCAGCAACAUCCACAGAACACUAGGCUUGGUCUGCGUGAAGAGAACGGCAGCAGUUCAAGCGAUGAGCCCAGGAGACCUGUCACUCCACGCCAAUUCUUGACACCCCAGGUAUUUGCCAGCGGAAUCAGCCAAGGCCAGGGGCACCGGCGCGGAUCAAGUCGAGAUUCUCCCACUCUACAAACAACUGCCGCGGGUGCCGUCAGUGGCCGAGCAAGCAUCGAGCAGCAAGUCCAUGCGAGCCAGCAGGAACAUCGCCGGCGUGAUCGAUCAGAAUACCACGAGUUCACCGAGUUUGAUCUCCGGGAUGAUUUACGGAGCUGGGAAAUCGGAGGUGUAGCGGCACACCAGUUACCUCACGAAGAAGUCGACGAAGACCACACGCAUCCUCCUCCUCCUCACCCUGGAAGUGAUUUAAAAUCCCAACCAACGACGCCCCCUCGGCCCAACUUUCGACGUCACAAUUUUCGAAAAUGGAAACCCAAACCCACCGCGCAACUUGGGGUCAAUUCCCUAGGUACGCCUGCGGAGGUGUUGCUACUACCUACACGCGAUCGACGAAUACCCGAAGUCCCCAAGGAUGAAGGAACGGGCAAAAUGCUGGGCAGCACAUUGGAGGAGUCCAUCAACUCGGAGAGUGCCCCCUUGAGUGGACCGAAGUUGGCAGAGAACAUCGAACACGUUCGCUCUCUCGUGGGCAAGAUGCGCGGGCAGCUGGAAAAACACGAGUGGACAACCCUGAAGAGGCAGCUGCACACUGGGUUCCAGAAACAGCAGUUGACAAAGUAUAUUCGCUUGCGCAAAGGCAACCUCUCCGUCACCGACGAUCUCGAGAAAUACAACAAGAGGGAAAUCAUCAAAUACUUGGUCGAAGAAGUCUGGGGCUUUACAACGCCGGUUCAGGACGAGCCUGUUUCUACUGGCAAACAGUCGAAGAUGGUCAUCACCCUGCACGAGCCUGUCAAGUUCGACCACCUCCUGAUGCAUCCGAGUCAGCCAUUGAAGAAGAUUGCCGAGGAGCUGGAUGUCCAACUUGAUGUCUAUCCGUCUCAAUACAAGAUUAGAGCCACAGGAUCCAGAUCCAACGCUCAGCAAGCCCUGCAGAGAAUCUCUCGCUAUGUAAAAAAUCUGGGACAGAUUGUUAUACCACUACAUGACACCCACCGGGACAUGUACCAGGAUCCUGCUACCAGGGAGUAUUUGACUGCGUACCUGAAAUCGAUUCAACGGAAAUACCCAGGGUUGAACAUUGGCAUGGACGAGCAAUACAUCAGAAUCGUCCACCUCGGGAACCAGCGCGGCGCUGACCAGGCCCGUCGCGAGAUUUUACUUUCUGUGCCAACGGGGACUACUUCGGGAGAGUCAGUCAUCUGGCCACGAAAGGUUACGUCGGCAAUUGCCUACCAACCAUUCCCUACUCCGUCUGAAUUUCCUGCGCUAUUGCAUCACGCUCAAUGGCUGAGACUGGUGUCUAUCUCCCCAAGUCCGCCGACUGGCAAUGCUGGUUCCCGCAAGGAGGCUGCUCUUACACCAAUUCUGCAGGGUCUCUGGGGUACGUCCGACCCCUUCGCUAAAGUUGGCAGUGAGGGUAAUCGGCAAGAACUUUACCAUGAUGUGACAGCCAAAUUUGGGCAAGCUUUGACCAAAGAGGUACUGCAGGCUGCCAACGGUGGCGCUGCUCAGCACGUUGCGGUCGAUUCACAGAAGCAGGGAAGAUAUUUUGUGGGAGGAGGGCCCUUUUUGCCACAGCAUCUCGCACUUAUGGAACCAUGGAUUGAUCCGCCAUCAAACCCUGCGAACGAUAUAGACCAACAUGCGCGUGCCAUCCUGCGCCUCGAACUCUCGCCUGUUCUAACCUCGACCGAUUUGCCGACUUUCGAAAUAAUCGUCACGGCAGGUGAAGCUGUGGGCGGUCAGCGUCCUCGACUCAAGGUCGUCCGGGUGUCAGCCAUACACCAGGAAAAACAUUUGACAGUGCUGUGUCCACACACUCGUAUGGACGUCCGGCUCACGCAGCAACUCAAGCAGGACCUCGCCUACCCUGGAUCUUCCGAAACUGAUGUCGUGCAAGCGUUCAUGAAUGCCCUGCGUGUCUAUAUCGGUAAUGCGCAAGGACACGGUUCUUCGGAUUGGGUGUUUCGACCAUUUGUCACUUUGCAGGUACCUCUUGGUUUGCAAGAGGCACGUAAACAUCCUCAGCAGGCCGCCCUUCUAGAUGCACGGCAGGAAACUCGCAGCGGUGGAAAAACAAAAGGCGCAAAGAGCCCUGCCGGUACUAUCGAGAAGAAACAGGAAUAUAUUCUCCGAUCAGUUGAUGUUGUUGACGUUGAUUCACGGCUCUUCUCAGUGGAGUCAGCCUCCCAAAUUCCCAAGACCAAGACCAAUCCCAAACCCACGUCUAAGCGUACUUCCAUGUCAACAGCAAGGUUUUGCUUGGACCACGUCACAUACACCGGCGCGGCUGGUACGAGACAAGAGCUUCGCCUAGCAGAGCGACCAUUGCUGAGUCCCCCAACCUUUGCACAGCCGGAUCUGCCUGUGUUUGUGAAGGCAGCGUUGGACUUGGUGAAGAGGCUGGACAACGACCCUAUGAAGGCCAUCCCAGCAAAGACGACGAGCUGA
This is a messenger RNA of Fonsecaea nubica, 3435 nucleotides long. RefSeq lists its product as hypothetical. The record is from RefSeq and is a predicted model, not a curated record. NCBI's taxonomy places the organism in Eukaryota, Fungi, Ascomycota, Eurotiomycetes, Chaetothyriales, Herpotrichiellaceae. The transcript is spliced from 3 exons. Bases 1 to 3435 code for a protein of 1144 amino acids.